ACUCUACUGGCGUGACGAGACAUUACUGAAAAUUCAGUGAUUUCUUUCUCCUGACCAUGCUGCUAUUUAUACUAAAUUGCGAUGACGAGGAUGACGAUGAUGACGACGAUAAAAACCGUAACGACAGAUAUCAGAAGUCAAAUGGGUCAGAAAUGGUUGCUAUGGUUUCUUGCUCUGAGUCCCAUCAGCUUGUCUGUGGUCGUCCACACACAAAGCUCAGACAGCUCCCUGCUUUCGAUGUUUACGACGGAAAUAUCUACUUCUAAUCCGAAAGUCAGCAUGACACAGACUGAACCAACAGCCACAAGCCACCAUCGUCGGACUACUCAAGGUGACUGUGACGGUCCACCUCAACCUCAGUGGCGGACAAAUGUGACGUUUAGUGGGUGGAAACACGGUGACGUGGCAAUUUACACCUGUAAAUUAACAACUGACGUGUACGUCAAGGGUACAACUACGGUCGUCUGCAAAGAUGGAGAGUGGGAAACUCCGACCAUACUGUGUGCACCCACCACGUGCUGGUAUCAUCACUGGAGAUGGGGACCUGUGUACAAAGGUUCACACAAUAAAACACAAAAGGGUUUGGACUGCAGUGCGUGGUCCAGUGACAGUCCGCACAACAAAGAAGACAAAUACAAGGACGACAACGUCUACACUGUAGAUGGCAGCAAGAUGGCCGCCGGCAGCUACUGUCGCGUCUUCGCCGACGACCACCCGAGUGCCUGGUGUUACACCACCAGCAACCAGACUCAGCGGGACGACUGUGACGUACCUCGCUGUGACGUCGCUCAUGACUGUGACGGUCCACCUCGACCACUGUGGCGGACACAUGUGACGUACAGUGGGUGGAAACACGGUGACGUAGCAAAUUACACCUGUAAUGUUUCAUCCGACGUGUACGUCAAGGGUACAACUACUGUCGUCUGCAAAGAUGGAGAGUGGGAAACGCCGACUAUACUGUGUGCACCCACCACGUGCUGGUAUCAUCACUGGAGAUGGGGACCUGUGUACAAAGGUUCACACAAUAAAACACAAAGGGGUUUGAACUGCAGUGCGUGGUCCAGUGACAGUCCGCACAACAAAGAAGACAAAUACAAGGACGACAACGUCUACACUGUCGAUGGCAGCAAGAUGGCCGCCGGCAGCUACUGUCGCGUCUUCGCCGACGACCACCCGAGUGCCUGGUGUUACACCACCAGCAACCAGACUCAGCGGGACGACUGUGACGUACCUCGCUGUGACGCCGUUCAUGACUGCAAAGGUCCACCUCGACAACAGUUGCGGACACGAAUGACGUACAGUGGAUGGAAACACGGUGACGUGGCAAUUUACACCUGUAAUGUUACAUCUGACGUGUACGUCAAGGGUUCCACUACUGUCUUCUGCAAAGAUGGAGUCUGGGAAAAGCCGACUAUUUUAUGUGCACCUACAACUUGCUGGUAUACUCACUGGAGAUGGGGACCUGUCUACAAGGGCUCACUAAAUAGGACCAAGAUGGGAUUCGACUGCAACGCUUGGACAAGUGACAUUCCGCACAUCAAAGGCGCGAUGUACAAAGAUGACAACAUUUACACUGUAGAUGGCAGCAAGUCCGCUGCUGGCAGCUACUGUCGCACCUUCGCCGACGAAGAACCGAGCGCCUGGUGCUACACCACCAACACCUACACCAAGUGGGACGAAUGUGACGUACCUCGCUGUGACGAUGUUCUCGAUUGUGAGGGUCCGCCUUUACCGUACCCGCGGACAAAUGUGACGUACAGUGGAUGGAAACAUGGUGAUGUAGCAACUUACACCUGUAAAUAUAAAUCUGAUGUGUUCAUCCUGGGUAAAACUGCCAUGAAGUGCGAAUAUGGAACGUGGGAAGAGCCGACCAUUGUAUGUGCACCUACAACUUGCUGGUAUACUCACUGGAAAUGGGGACCUGUCUACAAGGGCUCACUAAAUAAGACCAAGAUGGGAUUCGACUGCAACGCUUGGACACGUGACAGUCCGCACACCAAAGACGAGAUUUACAAGCAAGACUACUUUUACUUUGUAGAUGGCAGCAAGGCCGCUGCCGGCAGCUACUGUCGCAUCUUUCGCGACGACUACCCGAGUACCUGGUGCUACACCACCAACACCUACACCAAGUGGGACGACUGUGACGUACCUCGCUGUGACGAUGUUCGUGACUGUGACGGGCCACCUCCAUCUCUGUUGCGGACAAAUGUGACUUACAGUGGCUGGAGUCACGGUGACGUGGCAGUUUACACCUGUCAAUUUAAAUCCGAUAAAUAUGUCAAAGGUAUCAGUAAGAUUUCCUGCAGAAAUGGAUCGUGGGAAACACCGACCAUACUGUGUGCACUGGCAGCUCAGAGACAAACUACUGAAGUGGCAGCUCAGAGACAAACCACUGAAGUGGCAGCAGACACGCAAACUACUGAAGACAACGUCAUUCAACUGACACAAGUGACACCAGACUUCCCCAACCCCACUCACUCUCUCAUCACGUGUCAGGUAACAGGCAAUGAAACUGUCAGAUCCAUCUCGUUCAUGGAAAUCUUCUGGCGAGAGAGACAAAUAGUUUACGCCAAUACUAGCGAAAAUGGUGGACUAGCAACCAAGGGGCUCAAUUCCUUCGGAAACAUGACAAAAGUCUCAGGAAAAGUAAGCCAGACUCAUCCCGAAGAAUCGCAGCUCGUGGUGGACAUUGCUGCUGAAAGCUGUGAGGACGCGGCUGCUGGAGACUUUGCUUGUGUCCUCACAUACUCACACUUCAACUCGUCAGACUCCCAGCUUGCUCGUGCGGAACUGGUGGCAUCAAGUCCUUGUGACAAUACCAAGCUCGAAGUAACCUUCAGUAGCUACCCAAACCGACCACUCGGCUUUGUGGUGGGGUGUCAUCAACAGUCGUAUGAUACACUUCUGACUGUGGAACUAAGUCUUCUACCGGACAAGCCAUUGCUGUCUUCAGGCCGGCGCCAAAUAGCUUACUUUGACAGGUUUUCGUCAAACCUAAAACCUGUACUGAACCCAGACUUGGCAGAAAAAGGAGUCGCCUCUUACAGUUCACCUUUGACGGUUUAUUUUUCCGUCAAAACCUGCGAAGACACUGGUGUUUACCGCUGUAAAGCAGUCUACCUGCCGCCAGGUGAGAACAUUGUGAAGACCGUGGUGAGUGAGGCCAGACUGCCAGCCUGCUUCCCGGGUGCAGUGGCGACUGUUGAGAGAAACACAGGUGAUUUCCAAAGAUAUGAAACAUUCGUGUGCCGGGUAGAUCCAACCCUCGUUCUUCAGCUCGUCAGCCUGGAGGUCACCGUCGUCAGGAAUGGGUCACGCCAGGUGCUGGCCUACAUCAACAGUUUUCUGAACGACAAAGUAAGUUUCUCAAGCGAUCGCCUGCGAGUUGAAGGUGAAAUCUACCCAUUGGCUCCAGCUGCAUCCAGCCUCAACGUGACGUCACUAGUCAGUUUUGAUGAAGGCGAGCCAUCGUUCAUCACCAGCUGCAAAGCCGUCUACACUGACAGAAAUACUACUUCCAAGCUCUAUGAAUCCUUCGCGGAUGAAAUACUUCGUUAUUUCAGAUAAGAAAGUAGAUGGAGAAGUUGACCAAUCCCGUUCUCUUCCAUCUCUCUUGUCGUCGUCCUUUUUCUCUCCUAGCGGUGCGGUGGCACAGCGGUUAGCGCCUGUCACCAAUGCAGUGACGACUGAUUGUCCUGGGUUCAGAUCUCGUCUCACGCACGCAGUUCUUUCUCUGCAUGUGGCAUGUGUUUACAGGGCUGGCUGAUCUCCGUGAUAGUCUCGGUUACUGACAGAAACAUCAACCCCACCCCAUUCUUCUUCCUUCUGUCUCUCAAGCAUGUCUUUGAUGUACGUAUCAUAAGUCUCGUGACUAAGACGAAAAAGCAAUUCCUUCUUCCACGACUCGUGAUUAUAGUUAUACUUUUAAGAACUAUUUAGAAUCGCAUCUCUAACAUGUUGCCAUCUAAACAAAAUUAAAUGAAGUUUGUGUCUAGCUUUAAGAGCAAAGUAGACACACAGACUUCUGUCGAUAUGAUGAUGUAUUGUGUUACAUUUCUGCUACAGCAUAUUAUUCCUAUUUUUAUUUUUAUUCAUAACCAGAUGCUGUCUUUGUCAUACAUAAAACAUUUCUUUGUCUUCUAAUGAUUGAUUAAAAAUUAUUGAAAAACGGUU
This is a messenger RNA of Pomacea canaliculata, 4173 nucleotides long. RefSeq lists its product as uncharacterized. The transcript has 21 exons. The record is from RefSeq and is a predicted model, not a curated record. Bases 82 to 3567 code for a protein of 1161 amino acids. Lineage: Eukaryota; Metazoa; Mollusca; Gastropoda; Architaenioglossa; Ampullariidae. Gene Ontology annotation, molecular function: signaling receptor binding; endopeptidase activity.